Rhopalosiphum maidis (corn leaf aphid) is the source of this 4224-nucleotide messenger RNA. RefSeq lists its product as uncharacterized. NCBI's taxonomy places the organism in Eukaryota, Metazoa, Arthropoda, Insecta, Hemiptera, Aphididae. The record is from RefSeq and is a predicted model, not a curated record.
AUGAAUCAGCAAUUUCCAGUGCUAGGUUUUUUAUUUUCUAUUUUGAUUUUGGCUGAAAAUUCAACAACAGUAUUAAAUAAUGUAUUGCAAAGUAAUCCGAAGAACAUUGAAAACAAUCAUUCAACAAUAAAGAUGAAAACAAUGCUUUUUAAUAGAAAUUUUACUAAUUUUAACCGAACAAAGAUUUUAAAUAUACUUAACUCCACAUGGUUGAACAAUAAUUUACCUAUUACGUCUGUAGUAACUUCUUCUCAAAUCAAUCGUUUUCCGAGAAAUGUGCAACAAGAUUCUAAUAAAAGUAAUAACGAAGAGACAGAAUAUAAGCAAUAUAUAAAAGUAAUAUUAGAUUUAAAACCUGAUAAAUAUGAAGAUAUGUAUGAUUAUUAUGAUGAUGGAAAAUAUAAUGACAAUCGAGGGAAAAAAAUCAAUGGUCUAACUGAUGAAUUAAUUUUACAUAGGGAAAUAGAACAAAAUUCUCAACCAAUAACAAGAAAUUUAAAUGAAUCACGAGAAAGAAAAAGAUGUACUAAGAAAAUUACACAAAAUUUAGGUUCUACAAAUCAUCAGCAACCUCAAAAACUUUUUUUAAGAAAUAUCGAGGAUGGAAUAGAACCAACUAUUAAAUGUACGGAUUGUGAACUUUUAAAAUCAAAUAUAAAUUCUAAGGAACUUAAUAAUAAUUAUGAUAGUGAUUUACAAUUAGAAGAAAGAGACGAUGAUUACUUUAUUAAAGUUUUAAACCAAUUAAUUGAUAAAAUAAAUAAACCAAAAAAUGUAAAAUCUAAUUUAUUUAAAAAUCUACCAAUACAGACAAGUACUGAACCAACUAUAUUGGAAAAUAGUUUAGUCGAAAAUCAAAAUACAAAUAGUUCUUCUGGUGAAGAAAUGAUAGUUAAAUUAGAAAAAAUAAAAGGAAACCGUAUAGUACAUAAACUUGAAUCUAGUCCCGAAAAUAUUUUUGUAAAUGGUAAUUGGGUAAGAAAUAAAAUAAUAGAAAAUAAAGUUAAUGAUUGUAAACCAAUAGUAAAUAAUCGCAGGAAUGAGUUAAAUGAUAAAAAUGAAUCAAUUUCAAAUAAUGGAAUGAAACAAUUAAAUUUAAAAGAUUCUAAAAAUCAAGUUAUUGAGACUGAUGACAAUAUCUCAAAUAAGCUUAACGAUUUAUCAGUAGUAACUGAAGAAAAUAAAUACAUUUCAACAUCUCCACUUACGAACGAAAAUAAACACCUUUUAUUUUCUAGAGAGACCAGUAUGCCUUUUGUUGUAUCAUCUACAUCAAAAUAUAAACCAGAUUCUAAUUCUGACCUAACUGACGAUUAUUAUAAAUUAAAAUUUACAACUAAAGAUUAUACAGAUCAAUUUAAUAAGGAAGAAAAUGUUUCGAAUCAUGAAAAGAAUAAUAAAAAUCAAUAUGCACCAACUGUAAAUAAUUUUCCAACGACAGUGGCAAUAUUUGAAUCAAGUGAAGAACUAACAUCAAAUUUAAAUGAAGCAUCUAAAAUAAAAAACUCAGAUAAAAUCAUGGAGUCUAAUGAUAAUAAUCCAAAAACGAAUUUUUCGGACGAAGAAACAAUUGUAGAAAAUUCAAAUUUAGAGGAAAAAGAAAAUAAUUCCCCGGAUGAUAAUAUGAAUUGUUCUUGCAAUAAAAAAAUAAUCAAGAAUAUUUUAAGUUCUACGAUGGUGACAAAUAUCACUGAAAUAAAAACUGAUCUGUAUACAUCACCAAAUAGUUUAAAAACGAAUAGUAAUAAACGUUCAAAUCAAUUACUCAAAAAAAAUAGUGAAAUAAAUCAGGCUAAAAAUAAUAAAAAUGAAGACAAUUUAAUGAAGAAUAAAAAGGAUUUAAAUUCUGAUUUUUUACGAAAAAAACAAGUAAUUUAUGAAACCACAGGUGAAAAUAAUCUUAAAGAAUCAAAUGUAAACUCGUUAGAAGGACCAAUAUUAAAUAUUGAUAAUAAUCAGUCUCAAGAUACAUACAAUAGUAGAACGAAUAAAAAUAUAAAAAUUGAUCCAAAAAAUUCUUCAUUUAAAUCUAUAAUUCCAGAAUUGAAACUAAAGGGUCAAAUAAAAAGAAAUAACCACGAAAAUAUAAACAACGUGGAAGAAAUUAAUAAUUAUAGAAAGCUUUUAAUCUCCAAAACUUUACCGGAGAAGAAGACGAGGCAAUUUAUUGCACAAUUAAAACGUUUUCCACAAAAUGAUGACAAUAAUAUUGGUAAAAUCACAGAAAAUAAUAACAUUUUUACUAAGAAUUCUGUUCAAAUGCCUAAUAAGAUUAGUCUUACUCCACUUCAAACUAUAUCAAGUAAACAAAUAGAAAAUAUUACUAAACAGUCUCCGAGAAAACUUAUUAAAAAAGUGAAAAAUAAUAUUCUAAUAAAUGGGAAAACACAUAUAGAAAGUGAUAAUAAUACUAAUUAUAUUACUUCAUCUAAAAAAAUAUUUACUUCUCCCAGAAUUUUGUUACCGGUACCACAAAAAAUUAAUAAGCAUUCGCCCCAGUCUACACCAAGAAAUUUAGAAAAACUAAUAACAAAUUAUGACUUUAAUGCAACAAAAAAUAGUCCAAGAAAAUUUAUUACAGAAUCGGUUAAAUAUAAUUCAUUUAAUCCAAAUAGUCGUAAAUUUAAAAAUCUCAAUGAAAAUAAUAAUAAAAACAUAAUUUCUCAAAAAGAUAGUAUAAAUACUAAUCAUUUAGACCCUGUUCAAUUACAAAGACCAUCGAGCUUUGUUAAAAAUAUUGAAAAAACUAAAAUUCAAAUAACACCAAAAAAUAAAAUUUUAAAUACUUAUUCAACAAAAAUUCCCACAUAUAUUAAGAGUGGUGAUAUAAGUACUAUUAAAAAUAAAUAUAUUUUAAAAUCAAAAAUUUCUAAACCGGUUCUAUUGAACCUAAGUCCAAAAACAUUUAGUUCUUCAAACACUACAAAGCAAAUGAAAAAUAACGAAAAUAUUCCACAAUUAAAAUUAAAUAAAUCGUUAAAUAACGCAAAAACAAAAUCAAAUUCAGAACCAUUAUUUUUAGACAAAAUAGAUAAAACCAAAUACAAUUUUUUUGACAAAACACUUACUUUACCUUUAAUAAAUAAAAAUAUUCUUAACGACCAAUCUCCUACAGAGCAGGUUUUUAUUAAAAAAACUGAUACAAACCAAAAUUUAAAAUUAAAGUAUGACGAUGCUAAUUUGAAUGUUUUGUUGAAAUAAUCACCAGAAAAAAUUCAAGUUGAAGAUCUAUAUGAUCAUGAACAUGCACCAUACACAAACGAAGAUCUAGAGCCAAUUUUAUUUGAUAAAUUAACGAAAAAAGCUAACAUAUCAAAUAAAAAUUCUCAAUUUAUUAUACAAUCCGCAAACAAUAGACAAUUUCCAAAUGAAAACCAAAGACGUAAUAAAUUAGACGUAAAAUUGUUACAAUCAGUGCCAAACAACCAACUAGAAUAUGAUGAAAAUUAUGAUAACCAGAAAAAAAAUAAAUUUGUAGCUAAUGUCAAAAAAUAUAAAAAUCAGCCAAAUUUGAAUAAAUCAAACAAUUUUCCUAUUAAUACCGUUACAUUGGACAAUGAUAAAUAUAAUGUAAGUAAUCCCAAUGACGAAUCUUCAAAUCCAAAUAAAUUUGGAGUACUUUCGCAAGUGAAAAUAGCCGAUGGCGUAUUUAAGAUACCAUUAGUAAGUCAAACAAGUGUUGAUAAUAAUGGUUCCGAGUAUGUAUCCGAAAUUUUUAUACCAAUUGAAAAACCCAACGGCAAGCACUCAGCUAUAUCCCUUACAAAAUUAUUAACUGGUGAUUUUAAAUUAUUAAAUGAGCCUGGGGUAGAACGUCUUUCAGUUAUAAAGCCUACGUCAAAAAUAGAUUCAACAUUGAGUUCAACGCGUACUUCAACGGACUAUGAGAGUAAAGAGCCAGUUAAUCCGAUCCUGCCGAAGAUUUUAGAAGCGAUUCGAGAAAACGAAAAUUCUGUACCCAUACAUAUAAUUCAAAUAAUCAACAAUGGUCAAUGUUCGUACAAACAUAAUGGUACUGAUACAAUUAAAAAUAAUGUACAUGACGACGAUGAACAUAAAUUUCAUAAAAUCCAAAAUGAAGGUAGAAGAUUAUCAUCUAUAAGAUCUCAAAAUACACCUGAUAAUAAUAAAAAGAUACAUCGAAAAAUUGAAAACGCGUACAAUCAUUUCGAUUCAGCAAUUCUAGAUAGGUUUUUACAAGUGUACUCACCACACAUAGUUUAA